AUAUCGCAUACGUCAUGGACUUCCUUGUAUAUCCUACAUUGUCCAGCUGCGUCGUUGCAUUGUGGCACAAACAGAAUGAACCAGUCCAACGACACUUGCUGGCUUUGCAAUAAUCCUUAGCAAAAUGGAGCACUCUACAAGAGUUGUUUGGUACAAAACUUUGGAGAUAACACCAUUGUCGAUGAUGCUGCUCCUUUGCGUUACGCUGUCGUUGUUUCGGAUGUCAGUUGUUAAAGUAUUGUUGAUGUGAUUUCAUUACAGGUGAUGCAGUACCUGUGGAGAUGACUGUAGUUCAGCGGCCAGUGGGUGGCAGCUCGUAUUCCUGCUAUCUAAGUUCACAAGAUACAGAUGCCAAGUGUGACUACGGUCGUUAUGUCAGAACAAGAUACCAUGAACCAACAUAACAGACGUCCGACAGCAUCAACAUGGAAUAGACAAACGAUGUCAUUUCGAAUAGACCUCUCGUAUGCUUAUCAAAAUUAUUUCGGAAUUUACUUUUGUCAAGCGAGUAAAUCUGGCAGACUGCUUACGACUGUAACUGCCACUGUCCUUCUCGGUGAUACAAAAAUUGUUCCUGCAGAUGGGUUGUAUACAAAGACCGUCAAUAAAGGGGAUGAUGACGUUGUCAUCGAGAUGACAGGGAUCGUGUCAUCUCUAAAUGAGUUUGCUUGGCGGUUCAAUAACUCUGAUAUCUUACGGAGAGGAUCUUCAAGCUAUACCAUUACUAGAGCAGUUACAAUUAACGAUGCAGGCGUGUAUGAAUGCCAUUAUCUUCAUGAGCGGUACUCAGCAAGGCAUGGACUUGUUCGACUAAUAGUCAGACGUUGUCCGGCCGGUCGGUGGGGUCCACCUGAAUGUCUGGGGGUUUGUGAUAACUGUUACCAUGGUGGGGUAUGUAAUGACUUGAAUGGACGUUGUGUUUGCCCGGCUGGUUUCAGUGGAAGGAAUUGCUUGCACGCUUGUGGUAACAACAGAUUUGGGUUUAGCUGUGAGAUACAAUGCUCCAAUGGUGACUGCAGAAAUCGAGUGUUUUGUCUUCCUGAUCCCAUGGGAUGCACGUGUUAUGCCGGGUACAAAAACUACGACUGUGUGACAGUGUGUCCUUUUGGUAAAUUCGGGGCAAGUUGCCUCCAAACAUGUCACUGUCGCCAAGGUUCGACUUGCAACCGUUUCACCGGCGAGUGUAGCGGGGGGUGCGCCCAAGGUUGGACUGGUCUUUCAUGUCAAAUUCCAGAUGCUUGUCCUGAUGACUUCUAUGACGUCAACUGUACAUCCAAGUGUCAGUGUUUAGAGAACAGACCGUGUAAUAAACAGACAGGGCAAUGUCCCAGUGAAUGCAAGCCUGGCUUCGUUGUCUAUCCAGAAGCCCUGAACUGCCAAGAGUGUCGAGAUGGCACAUUCGGUCUGAAUUGUAUCGGCAUUUGCCACUGUAACGAGCGCAACUGCGUCAAGUCGACCGGAGUCUGUGAUGGAGGUUGCAAAAACAACUGGGCCGAGCCAGACUGUACCAUAGGUGUGUUGAGUUUUAAUAAUACUCAAGCGAAUAGCGGACAGCCCUCUACGUUCACGUGUGUCGUCACAGGAAGCCCAUUGCCUGCAGUGACCGCUGUCAAGGUCUACAGGUAUUCCAACGGUGUGCACUACCUGUCAAAUACCAGAAGCCUGAUUGGUUUGGAGCUUGUCCUUGCGUUCGAGUUUCCGGCGGUAGAGUUGGGUGAGGAGUUCAUUUGUCAGAUAACAGAACCCUACGCGGCUUACCCACUUACUGCUGAGAUGUACGAAUUGCCUGCCUUGACGAGAAAACCUCGAGUCGCAGAGACCAGAGCUCGCCAGGUGGCCAUCGAAUGGGACCCCUGGAGCCAGGAGGCCGGAGACCCGGGCGAUCCUCCCAUCACGGCCUACACCGUCUACUACCGACCAGAGACCGGCCAAUUCACUGAGUGGAAGAGGGGCACCGAGGUCUCAAGUAACAGGUUGUCAGCGACAGUUGACAAUCUGGCACCCAAUACUUCCUACGAACUGGGCGUGACCGUCACCAGGGAAGGGGUGGGCGGGGAAGGAGCCAGAAGUCCUACCCUGUCUGUUCAAACCCCAUGCACUGAGCCCUUGAAACCUCCAGAUGAUAUCCGGGUCUUUAGCCAGCAAGAGAUAAAGAGGCAAAUAACUGUUACGUGGCAGGAUCUUCAGGAUGUUUUUCAUGGCUGUAGGACUGGUAUCAAGCAAUACCGUAUUAGGUACACCAAUAUGGACACGGGCACCAGCGAAACGGACAUAGUAGGUGGCGAAGUAACAGUUGUCAAUAUAACGGGUCUUGGGCCUUAUGUGCAAUACGGCUUCUCCAUCAGUGCAGUCAACGAAGUUGGUACCGGUGCCUGGAGUGACGUCAUCAUGACGUACACAGCAGAGGAAACGCCCCCUCCCCCGCAAACGGUGACCGUUCCACGGAGCACGACAAGUUCUAUCACGGUGCUAUCCGUAGCAACCUCGCCCUACAAUCUUAACGGUAACGUGAGUCACUACUUAAUUCAGUACAGCCAAGUCACUGAGGGCGCCCUGUCAGAGGCAACAGUUGAGCGUAUCAACCAAACGGGCUUCAAAAUGACUUACACAAUAAGUGGCCUGCCUGCCAGGACCGACUACUCAAUCCAGGUUAAAAUUGUCAACGGAGUCGGUGAGAGUGAGUGGAGUCAAGCUGUGCAAGCGACAACAGUAAACACAGGUAAUCCAGGAAGCCAGAGUGGAAGUCGCGGAAGUGUUGCGGGGGGCAUCAUUGCUGCUUUUUUAGUCCUUAUCGCAAUUGUCGUUUUUCUCGUUUGGCAAAGAAGGCGUAAAAAGGACUCCCAGAGACAAGCAACCAGUAAAACUGAGACCAUCUACAAAAAUAUCACAUAUGACAAUUCCAUCAAUGAACACCAGGAAACGGUAGAUGACGUCUCAUUAGAUGCUCCGAAGUCAAUUAAAAUCCAGAAAACGACUGAUGUGGAGACUACCAUCUAUGCAAACGCAGGCAUGGCGCCAGACCAGUCAUCGAUUCCAUCCUCUGAUGUAGCUGCACCUAAGAAAACCCAAAUCCCCCCUAAACCCAAUCACAAACCACCGCCGCCCUCAAGUCAGGACAAACUGCCGAUGGGUCUGCUUCAGCUAUUCACUGGCAUCACACAGCCAGCAGAUGACAUUGGCACUGAACCGAUUGAAGGGAGGUUACAACCAGUGCCAAGCAAACAGUCGUUGGCAGCUGAACCGCUCAAUCAGUCAGCGGAACCUGUACCAUACAAACAGUCCUGGGAUUCAGAAUCAGACAAACAGUCGUCGGUUCAAGAGCCAACUCCACCAACACAGGCUUCCUCAUCUGAUAAUCAGUGUGAAUAUGGCAAUUUGAACCUAGGCCCACAACUUAGCAUCCCUAUCCCGGUGGGCCAACUGGACGAUUACAUCAAAAAGAAGAAAGCCAGCUCAACGGACAGUCUCAAAUACGAAUUCUCGCUCCUACCUUCUGAUCAAACCAAACCUUGGACUGUGGCGUCCCAUGCUGAUGUGAAGACACGGAACCGCUUCAAAAAUAUCAUACCAUAUGAUGAUUCUAGAGUUCCCUUGGAAGCGAUUGAGGGAGAACCGUUAUCACACUACUACAACGCAAGCUACAUACAGGAUUAUAAGAAGAAGAACGCGUUCGUUGCUGCUAUGGGUCCAAAUACCGCCUCUUUGAAAGAUUUUUGGCGGCUCAUAUGGCAAGAGAAGUUUAACAUCAUCGUCAUGGCAACGCGACUGGUGGAAAAUGGGAAGGAAAAAUGCAAGAGGUAUUGGCCCACGACUGUUGGCCAGGAGGAGAGAUAUGGGAAGACCAUCGUGAAACUUCUGGAAUUGGAAUCGUUCUCAGAUUAUGCCAUCAGCACUCUACAAGUCUACCAGGCUGGUCGGGAUGAUAUCAGCCAUACGAUCAAGCAUUUCAACAUGAUCACGUGGCCAGACAUGGGCGUUCCUCUGUACCCGUCGUCCGUUCUCGACCUGGUACAAGUCGUGAAGGAUGCUCAAACACAGUUGCUUGCACGGAACAGCGCCGAAGCUGACAAACCUUUACUUGUGCACUGCAGUGCCGGUGUUGGUCGAACGGGAACCUUCAUUGCAAUAUACACACUGCUUGACAUGAUGGCAGAGCAAGGGGAAGUGAGUGUGUUUCGAUUUGUGAACCAGAUGAGAGAGAACAGAGUCAACAUGGUGCAGACCUAUGAGCAAUACGUAUUCAUCUACUCGGCUCUGUUGGAAGCCCAUGUCGGGGGAGAUACCAGAAUCCCAGUCAAACACUUUAUCGAGAGAUUUGCAAAACUGAAGAAGAUCAAUCCAAAGACCAGAAGGCGCUACAUUGAUGAGGAGUUUCAGAAAGUGAACCAUGUCACGCCGCCACCAGGACAGGAUGCAUAUGGGGCAGCCUUACUGCCAGAAAAUGUUGACAAGAAUCGGUUCCCUGACGUGCUUCCCUUGGAACGUAACCGGCCAUGCUUGACCUACGAGGGCGAGGAUAACUCAAGUUACAUCAAUGCGUCCUUUGUCGAUAGUUUUCACCGUAAGGAUGCGUUUAUCACAACCCAAAUGCCUCUACCAGACACCAUGGUUGACUUCUGGCGCCUUGUGUAUGACUGGAACUGUUCAACCAUCGUCAUGAUGAAUGGUUCUCAUACUUUAAAGAAUGAACCUGUCCAGUACUGGCCUGAUUCUGGUGGACUUGUCGUCGGCUCUCUCUGUGUAGAAAUGGUGGACCAUCGUAAAGAGAGGGUUUACAAUUCAACAACCUUGGAGGUAUCAAGAAUCGGCAGUUCUGAGAGCAAUAACAUGAUCGUGAAGCAUUUCCAACUCAAUGGUUGGGCACGCAACGAGGACAAGCCAAACUCUCCUCAGCUGCUUCUGGAUCUUGUGGAUGCUGUGAACAGGUGGCAGGCAGAGAGCCAGUCGACAGGGCCUAUUUUAGUCCAGUGCAUAAACGGAGUCGGCCGCAGCGGCGUCUUCUGCGCCGUCUGGACGGUUUUAGAAAGAAUGGUGAAGGAAGAGGUUGUAGACGUUUUUCAAGCUGUGAAGAGACUACGGAUGAACCAGCCACAGAUGAUCGAAUCCUUGGAGCAGUUUAUUCUGUGCUAUGAAGUUGUCCACCAACAUCUUGAACGGUUUCAGCAUUAUGACAAUCUCCUCUGAAUGAAACAGACCUUCAUCAUGACAGACUUUGCCACAGAAAUGUUUGUUAUUGAUUAAAACAUUGGAUAGUUGUUUUGCCCCUUAUCAAACUGCGCCAACUGAAGUCAAAUUCAUUUAAAGGAGUUUCGAAUAUAAGAUAUUACAGACAUUGUAACAAGGUAACAAAGUAUUGAUUGAAAAGAUUAAAAUAUAUAUAUUGAAAUAAGAAUAAAUAUGGAGUGAUGCAAACAGGAGGACUAAAUUAAACUUGAUGAUUACAAUUUUUUAUAUUAAAAAUAUUUGUUGAAAGAAAACAUGGAGUUACCACCGAUCAGUUGACCAAACACAAUCAAAAGGAAUCAAUUCAGAAUAAAAAUAAACAGAAUCAAAGUAUUAGUUAUUAAAUCAAUCAAUAAAAUAAUCCAUCGAUCGAUCAAUCAAUCAAAUAAAAUAAUUACUAAAAUUAAUGCAAUGCUAGAAUUUACCCCUUCUCCACGGUAAAGAAAAUCAUUUAAACAAGUUAGUAUAUAUAUCUUAUUUCAUUCUUUUCUCUCUGUAAUGUAUGCGCAAUGCACAAAUACGACUUUUCAACUUAGCUUUCAAAAAAAAGCUUGACUCUCAGAUUGGAUUCCUGAAGACAGGGACAAUUCUUUCUAUCCUCUCCUUUUCAGCUUGUAUAUUAGCCAGUGCAUUAGCAUUUACAUAUAGGCGUAUUAUUGCUCUAAUUAAUCAAGCUAUGACCAGACGAGACGUAGUAGUUAUAAUUGUUAUUCGGCUAUGAGUGUAGUCUGUCUUUUCCAUUUUAUGAUUUUUCGGAAUUUUCGUUGGUUUAUUGUUAGCAGGGAUCUGGUUAGAACACACAAUAUUUGUUUAAAGUUGCCUAUGUCCUUGGCAGCCAUUUUUAUGUCUGAAGAUUUAAAAAGUACGUCGACAGUGUCUGUUUUUCUUUACGUACAACAAUAAUGGAUCUAAAUAUUCAGUUGAUAUGCUCUCCGAAGUACGAACGCGCUUAAACAUUUUCAAAGUAAAGUUCCUACGUAACUUGUGAUCAUUAAGUGCAUUAUACUUUUAGAUUAAUUGAUAGUAAAUAUUCAGAAUAUAAAAAUUCUAUUAAGUCAUAUCGCUAUCAUGUGCCACGUAGCUUUGCGAAUAAUUAAUGAUACAAAUUAUCUACAGUAGACAAGCCAUUCAUGUUUGAUGUAAUAAUAUUGAGACAUAGAACUUUUUUCAAUAAGCAGCAUUUGAAUAGAGACAGAUAUAACAAAAAUUUUAAUCUGAUUGAUCAGAUGAAAAGUUAAGGGAGUCUUUCAAUAACUUUAUAAGGCGAUAAUUAAAAGACAAUGACAAAAUAAUAUACAUGUAACUGUUAUGCAAAUUUCGUUCCUCAUUGCAAUAAAACUAAUAGCAAGAAAGCAAAGAUAA
Acanthaster planci (crown-of-thorns starfish) is the source of this 6585-nucleotide messenger RNA. RefSeq lists its product as uncharacterized. Gene Ontology annotation, molecular function: protein tyrosine phosphatase activity; protein binding. Gene Ontology annotation, biological process: protein dephosphorylation. The record is from RefSeq and is a predicted model, not a curated record. NCBI's taxonomy places the organism in Eukaryota, Metazoa, Echinodermata, Asteroidea, Valvatida, Acanthasteridae.